UGACAGUCUGGAUCGUGGCAUCAUCAUGGCUGCAGCACCACAACCCGUCUACUGGCUGGGUAACGACACCCUGCGGGUGUCUGCUGCCCUUUUUGCCGAGAACCGCAGCCGGCUCUGCCAGGGGCUGAAAGCCAAAGACGGAGUGGUGCCAAAGUCGGUGGUGGUGCUGCAGGGAGGAGAGCAGAAGCAGAGAUACUGCACAGACACAGAUGUCCUCUUCAGGCAGGAGUCUUUCUUCCACUGGGCUUUUGGAGUGACGGAGGCUGACUGCUACGGGGCCAUUGAUGUGGACUCUGGGAAAUCCAUCCUCUUUGUUCCUAAACUGCCUGAAAGCUAUGCUACUUGGAUGGGAGAGAUCUUUCCAAAGGAGCACUUCAAGCAGAAAUACGCCGUCGAUGAGGUGCAAUACACCUGUGAUAUCGCCGACGUCCUGUCCAACCUGAACCCAGCAGUUCUCCUCACACUGCGAGGACAGAAUACAGACAGCGGCAGCACCAGCCGAGAAGCCUCCUUUGAUGGAAUUAGCCGCUUCCAAGUAAACAACACUCUCCUGCACCCAGUCAUUGUGGAAUGCCGACUCCUGAAGACCGACAUGGAGCUGGAGGUGCUGCGCUACACCAACAGGGUUUCCAGCGAAGCCCACAAAAUGGUCAUGAAAAACGUGAAGCCAGGACUGCAGGAAUACGAAAUGGAGAGCCUGUUCCAGCACUACUGCUACACCAAAGGAGGGAUGCGCCACACUUCCUACACCUGCAUCUGUGGAACGGGUAAUAAUGCAUCGGUGCUCCACUACGGCCAUGCUGGAGCUCCCAACGAUAAAACCAUUGCAGAUGGGGACAUGUGCCUGUUUGACAUGGGUGGAGAGUACUACUGCUACAGCUCAGACAUCACCUGCUCCUUCCCCGCCAACGGCAAGUUCACACCCGACCAGAGGGCCAUCUACGAGGCCGUCCUCAAAUCCUCCCGCGCCGUCAUGGCCGCCAUCAAACCAGGCGUGAAGUGGACCGACAUGCACCGCCUGGCUGACAGGGUUCACCUGGAGGAGCUGGUGAAGAUGGGCAUCCUGAGCGGCAGCGUGGAGGACAUGCUGAAGGUCCACCUGGGCUCCGUCUUCAUGCCCCACGGCCUGGGCCACCUGCUGGGCAUCGACGUGCACGACGUGGGAGGCUACCCCGAGGGAGUGGACCGCAUCAACGAGCCGGGGCUGAAGAGCCUCCGUAUGGGCCGCCUGGUGCAGGAGAGGAUGGUCCUGACCGUGGAGCCCGGCAUCUACUUCAUCAACCACCUGCUGGACCAGGCCCUGGCCAACCCCGCCCAGAGCUGCUUCAUCAACAACCAGGAGCUGGCUCGCUUCCGCGGCUUCGGAGGGGUUCGCAUCGAAGACGACAUCGCAGUGACGGCGACUGGCAUCGAGCUGCUGACAUGCGUCCCUCGCACGGUGGAGGAGAUCGAAGCCUUCAUGGCCGACUCCACGAAAAGCUUCAGCCCUGUGGUCCAGAGCCAGCAGUUUUGAAGAACCGGGCCCAGUCCAGUCUGAGCUGUCCGCUGCCUCGGCAUCAGUCACGACCGUCGGAACGCUCUCUCUCUCAUCUCAGUCACAAUCAGGGUGUUUAGAUAACACUCCCUUCAUUCAACUUCUCAACCAGUUUGAGAAUUCUGAUCAGUGUUAGCAAAUGUCACUUUCAGGGACGGGAAAACGGUUUGGACCUCCUGAGGGGGAAAGUUUUCUAAUUUUUUUAAAAAAUACUCUGAAAUGUUCGCCUUUGUUAACACUUGCUGAAACUAAAUGAAAUAAAGACUUUGAUUUGCA
This is a messenger RNA of Salarias fasciatus (jewelled blenny), 1810 nucleotides long. It is a transcript of the gene pepd, whose product is annotated as peptidase D. Lineage: Eukaryota; Metazoa; Chordata; Actinopteri; Blenniiformes; Blenniidae. The record is from RefSeq and is a predicted model, not a curated record. The transcript is spliced from 15 exons. The coding region runs from base 26 to 1513 and encodes 495 amino acids. Gene Ontology annotation, molecular function: manganese ion binding; metalloaminopeptidase activity.